Corticium candelabrum is the source of this 1741-nucleotide messenger RNA. RefSeq lists its product as uncharacterized. The record is from RefSeq and is a predicted model, not a curated record. The coding region runs from base 263 to 1486 and encodes 407 amino acids. Lineage: Eukaryota; Metazoa; Porifera; Homoscleromorpha; Homosclerophorida; Plakinidae. Gene Ontology annotation, biological process: signal transduction. The transcript is spliced from 10 exons. Gene Ontology annotation, cellular component: cytoplasm. Gene Ontology annotation, molecular function: protein binding; signaling adaptor activity.
CUCCGGUGAAUUCCAGUAACUCCAACCAGUGAUUUGGGAGCUAACUGGCGAAGCUCUAUCAGUCGUGUUAGUACACUGUGACAUCCAGUCGACUACAGCUACUAACUGCUGUCCUGUGCAAGAGCUCGCUCACUCGAUUAGCCACACCCGCCCGACAGACUCCUUCCUCUCCGUCUACUUUCCUUCUUGUGGAGCCGGGCACCUUUGUAGUGUCCUAAUCCGCUCAUUAUUCGACUGGCGAGACGUCAAACCGACGACGAGAAUGCAGCAUGACGUCGUGUACGAGGCUCGUCCUCGUUCCGAGGUCAUUCGCCAGGGAUAUCUGACCAAGUCUCCGCCUCUCGACGGUGGAGCGACCGUUUUUAAGAAGUGGCAGCGACGCUGGGUCGUGUUUCGUUGUGACGACGGCAACGUCAACUUGCAGUAUUUUAGAGGAGAGAAGGACGUGCAUGGGACGCCGCUUGGCACCGUCAUGCUGGACGACUGUACAGGUGUGCAGAAGAGCAUGAAGCACUCGCACUACAAGAAUAUCUUCGCCAUCAACACUCCGUCGCGAGACUAUUUCUUUUCGGCCGAUUCGAAGCAUGAAAUGGAUGAAUGGGUUCAUGUGAUAUGCUCAACCGUCGGGCUGCAAUCGGAUACAAAGAGACCCCUAAUAAAGAAAUCGUCAACCCAUAGCAUGGGAUUUGCUGCUGCCGGUGGUGGUCAUGCCCCGUAUAACUCGACUCUACCUCGGAGUACGUCAGAUGGAAGGCUGCCAUCUACGGAGCAUUUUAGUGGUCAUUCAAUGUCGCCAACCUUCUCCGCGGGACCUGGAUCUCACGGCCUUCCUCUACUUCCUGGUCAAGAAGCUGGACGAGCGACACUGGCACGAGACCAUCAAUCAUUUCCGACCGAAUGUGGAGCUCGUUUAGAGAUGGAAGUUGACAAACGCCACAUUGUUCAGAGUGUUGUAUACGUGGAAGCACUCGGCUAUAUCUGGAUAGCCGGCUGGGAUCAAAAGAAUCCCUCUCUUCACAAUAUUUUCAGAGUUGGAGAUCAAAUCUUGGCGGUCGACGGCAAAGAAGUGCGCACCAUUAGUACAGUACAGCACGCUGUUGAAUGCAGCAUAGGAAUGGUUCGAUUUACAAUAAAGCAGACUCCCUAUGCUCUUGACGUGCAACUCCAAAAACGUUCGCUAAGUGAACCUUUAGGCAUUGGAAUAGAAAAGAAUAAGCUGAUUGAUAUUGUACCCGGUGGCAUUGCUAGUCAAUGCGGUCUGAGUCUUAAAGCGUUGGGUGUCUUGGGCAAGCCUGUUCAUUGGAUCAUAUCUGCAGUCAACGGACGGCAAGUUCCUUUGGCGGGAAUCAAAACCGAUGAGACUAUGAAAAGAGUCCAUUCUGCUGGCAUGGACGUGACACUGACAUUACAACCGGCCGAUUUCUGGAGGAUCCUUAAGAAGAAACUAAAAUCGAUAAAGAACUGGGAAGACUACAUGGCCAAGUAACCAGAGACCGACUUAUUUUAGUAUUUAUGGGUUCAGUUCAUGCGAGCUUGCCGGUUCAAGAAUUAGUAAGAUGUCUGGAAUAUUUUUAUUUCUACUGUUAAUGGUGGUUGAUUUAAGCAUUGCGUUGUAAUGCAUGUAUACUAUAGACUGAUGCGUUUUUUUCGUUUUGUACAUUUUCUUGUGGGUUGUUGCAAUCGUGUCUGGUAUACACUUUGUAUACAAUUAUUAUUAUUAUUACAGUACAGUAGUUUGUAG